AUGGAACAGAAUUGUCUGGAUCUUCAAGGGCUUGGAGUUUCAAGCUUCUGGGGCAUCAAGGAGACUGACGCUGAGUAUGUUGUCAUCGACCUGCGAAACAAUGCUUUGCGGACCUUUGAGCACUUCGGUACCCAUCCAAAGUUGGUUGAACUGCGGCUUCAAAACAAUCAAAUAGAGAGCUUUAUGGGCCUUACAAAGCAGCCUUCGCUUGCUGUGGUGGAUCUCGAUGGAAGCCCCAUUGCGGCCCAUCCAUGGUACCGCGUCAUGGCGCUACUAGUAGUUGGGUUUUCCAUUACUGCCAUUGAUGGCGUUGCUGUUUCGGAAAACGAGCGCGAAAUGGCGCGGGGUUUGGGCCCUAUUGCCGCCCUUGCAGUUAGCUAUGGCUGGAAGUUGCAGCCAGGGGAGCGGUCGCCAGAGGAAUAUCGCCAAAUCAUAGCGGAAUGCAAAAAAGCCAGGAAACGCGCUCUGCAACAGCAGCAGGGUCCAUUCCAAACUAUUGCACUCGCGCUUAGGCAAAACAGGAGCACCGGAGCUCUGUUGCCCUACCUCUCGCUAGAGACGUCCAUUGGAAGUGACUCAACCGCGUGGAACUUGGAACUACUCUUGGCGCGUGUGAAGAAGCUUGAAAAUUUACUUAGCGAGGCUCAGGACAAGCUGGAUGUACAGCAGGCACGUUGGAGGGAUUUAGUUGACCUGGGUCAGGUCGAGGGAAUAACCGGCGCCGAACUCUGUUCUGCGCGAAGCAUUUUGUUUACUGACGGCAUUUAUUUGCGUACAAAUGUCAUGGCUUCACCACCCCACGAGCGAAAUGGGCAGACAAGGGGGUCCGUCAUGUUAGAGGGUUCUUCCUUGGUGCUGCUUAGUUUCAUGUCAAGGGUUCGCUUGGCUGAGUCGGCGCUGUGCGACAUCAAGGUGGGGUACUGCCCGCCGAGUGCGCUGCGUAUUGAGGGAGCAUACGGAGCAGUUUUCGAAAUUUCAUUCGAUAACGCCCUUUCUCUUUGGGCUGUGUACAAAUUGUUGUACCUGCGACGCGGAAUGCCUGUCCCGCCGUUGCACCUAAAGGACGAGGUUGAGGUUAACGCCAUGCUGAAGAGAGAGGCAACCGCACAAAUGACUCUGAACAACGCGGAGAAUGGUGGUACAUCUAGUAACUUGCUCAACGAAAAGAGGGAGCCCCGCAAGGAACAUGCUUCGCCCCAGGGAAUCAUUGGGACAGUGACGUCUUCUUCCUCGGGGCGCAACUCUCUUCCAGAGAAGAAGAAGAAGUCGCCACUUGGGGAUUCCCCACCUCCGGAGGUUCGAGACGUGCAACCGGCUUCGGAUCCUAGGGUCUCACCGGUGGAGAAUUUCCUGCUAGGCAGCGUCCUUGGUGAAGGGUCCUGCAGCCGUUCCGUGGCAGACCUCCCUGAACUACGGGCGGAGGAGUACCUGGAGGCGAGUUGCACCACAUCUGAAGCGUUACGGGCAAGAACUUUGUCGCUGUCACGUAGCCAGCCUCCGCCGCCUUCGCGACUACCGCGACGUAGUUGCUCUUGCGCCUCUCCACCCUCCAUUCCCAGGCGUCACCCUUCGUCCUCCCGGACUUCUGCGGUGUUGAAGGGCUCGAAUGCGGUUGUGAGUCACACGAGGUCCCCUGGGGAUGAACAUAGUUUUCAUAUUCGGCGGCUUCGCGUGGCCGUCUCGGAUUCGGAUUCGGAUUCGGAUUCGUUGGCAAAGCUUCAUUUAGAAAAGCGAAUGUAA
This is a messenger RNA of Trypanosoma conorhini, 1740 nucleotides long. RefSeq lists its product as uncharacterized. The record is from RefSeq and is a predicted model, not a curated record. Gene Ontology annotation, molecular function: protein binding. The transcript has a single exon. Lineage: Eukaryota; Euglenozoa; Kinetoplastea; Trypanosomatida; Trypanosomatidae. Bases 1 to 1740 code for a protein of 579 amino acids.